Molecule: messenger RNA, 1863 nt
Organism: Impatiens glandulifera
Lineage: Eukaryota; Viridiplantae; Streptophyta; Magnoliopsida; Ericales; Balsaminaceae
Product: calmodulin-binding protein 60 A-like
Exons: 7
Coding region: 166-1557 (463 amino acids)
Biological process (GO): regulation of salicylic acid biosynthetic process
Cellular component (GO): nucleus
Molecular function (GO): DNA-binding transcription factor activity; calmodulin binding; sequence-specific DNA binding
Source: RefSeq, a predicted model, not a curated record
CCAAGUUCAAUCCCUUAUUCUGCACUUACAUUCAUUCUCGUCUCUUACGCCACUCGGAGAGAGAUUACGCGGUUUGAAUUGUGCAAAUAAAUAUUCGUAAUUUUCUGCUGUUUUUCAUCUCUCAACCCUAACAAACAAACAACCCAAUUUCUUCUUCUCUUAAUCAUGUCAAACAAUCUUCCGACGUCAGGACUUGCUAAUUCCCAAAUCAAUCCAGCUGUUUUGGAGGAGAUCAUCUGUUCCGACUUUAUAAUAAAAGAGAUCGACGGCGCAUCACUUCUUCACAUAGCUUCCGAGCAGAUAGUUCGACCAAUUGUAAAUAAGGAAAAUGAACAGCAGCUGAAAUAUCUGAACAAUGGAAAAUGCUAUUCUGGUGCUGCUGGCAGCUCUUCUGAACCGAGAUACAUGGAAUUACGAUUCUCAUCUAAUGUUUCGGAGACUGUAUGGACAGCAGAACCCAUACGAGGUGAAGGGAACAGCUCCAUUUUAGUAACUCUAUUUGAUGUUCAUACUGGCGAAACUGUCAUCUCCGGACCAGAAUCUUCGGCAAAAUUGGAAAUAGUUAUCCUAAAGGGAAGCUUUGACAGAGAUGAUUGGACAGCAGAAGAGUUCAGCCAAAAUAUUAUAAAGGAAAUGAAUGAGAAAAAUAUCCUCAAGGGAAAUGUUCUUCUUGAACUAAAAGGCGGCAUAGGAACCUUGGGCGAUCUCUCGAUCUUGCAUGAUAAGAAUUGGAAGCCGGUUAGUAAGCUAAGGCUUGGAGCAAGAUUCGUGGAUACUUUUCAAAAUAUCAGAGUAAAGGAAGCAAAGACAAACACUUUCACUAUGAAAGACAAAAGGAUGAAAGAUAAUAGGAAGGGCGUAGAAGUAGUAUCUCUCAGUGAUAAUGUAAGCCGCCUGAAAAACAUUGGACAACGUGGACCUAUUGUUGAGCGUUUGAUGGAAAAAAACAUAAAAACUAUAAAAGAUUUUCUAAGUCUAUAUUUUGCACGCCCUGAUGAGCUGCGGAGGAUCCUUGGGCGUGGCUGGAGUGAGGCGAAAAUGCAGGCUACCAUAAAUCAUGCUCUUAAAUGCAAGGGAAGCACUGCACUUAAGUGUGAUGCACACAAACUUGUGAAAUAUGCUUUUGAUAACAAGGAGGAUGGGGAGGGAGUUGUUUGGGAUGAAACUUUACCGCCUUUAGUUUCACCUACUACUACUACUGCUUGUGCUUCUAAUGGUCCUUUCUCUUUUUCUUCGUCUUCCAUCAUGGGUGAGGAUGUUGUUGCAGAGACAUCAGUUGGAACUGCUUUCCUCAGUGAAGAAGAGAGAAAUGCAUCACUUUUUUAUGAUCCUCUCUUAAUCAUAAAAAAUGGACAUGAUCAUUCUACUGCUACUACUACUUCAGGGGGGAUAAUCUCGAGUUCUUAUAAUGAUCAUUCUUGGAAUGUUAUUGGCGAAAAUGAUCCUAAUAAUAUCUUUCAGGUACCAGAUAUGGAUGAUUUUAACUGGUAUAAUCAUCAUAUGUUUCGGAUACCAUCAUUUAGUUACGAGGAUCAAAUAUGGAAUGGAUUGCAAUGAGGUUUGAUGCUUGCUCUCCAAACAAUGUUCCUAAGAAAACAAAAACAAAAACAAAAGUGAGCUUCUUUCUUUCUGUCUAUUUUACCAUUUUUGUGAGCCGGUGAUAGUUCAUGGGUCCAACUGCACAAAAAUCCAGAUGGAUAUCUAUCACAUGGAGCUCCUUUCUCAUUUUGUGUAGAGAAAUUGAAAAAAAAAAAAAAGAAAAAAAAAGAAGAAAAUAUAAUCCUUUUAAUUUAUAUUUAUGUUUAUUUUAUCAUUGUAAUGUAAACUUGAGGUUACCAUAGUAAUAUUCAGCUUGUGUUUUAA